AUGGAUAGAAGAUCGAAGAUUUUGCUGCUUCUUGCAGCAGCGUCUUCUGUUGUACAAGGUUUCCUUGCGCCACAUGCGUCCCUCAACAGCGUGGUUCAGCAGUCGCGAGAGAAAAUGAUGGUGGCUGGACCUCUCCAUAUGAAUUUCUUCAAGGACGUGUUGGGAAAAGCAUUUGAGAAUGAUGCGUCUUUGGACACUGACAAGACCAAGGGACAGUAUGACGGUCCUGGAGACGAAAUGGACGACUCUAUGAGUGUUGGUCGGCUCUUUCCUCCGCAAGAACUGACAGAGACACAGAAGCGAUGGCGUGACACUCAACAACAGCCUGGAGGGACCCCCCAGUUGCUGUUGACCAAUUCGCAAUGGAAACUGGAUCUAUUCCUGACGGGGAUCCCUGAUCGAGACCCUAGCAAUGAUCUGUUUGCUUCCAAAGUCAAAAUUUCGACGCGGGACAGAAAAGUUGGGUUAAUGGUUCCUGAAGAACCUACCGUCAGUGACAUUCUCGUGACUCUUUUAGAGGAUGGAGUUUGCCACGUCGUGUCUGAUUCGGAGUUCCUCAACCAAGGAACCAAUGGUGCCUGGAAAGUAUCGGAUGAUGGUCAAAAUGUUCGUAUAUCGUUGGAUGUCAAUGGGUAUCAACGAACAGUGCAAACCAAGGGCAGCAUUCAAAAGAUCUAUUGGAGUCAAGAGGACGAAACUUCCGUGCAAACAUCUACUGCCUAUUCCAUUCCAGCGGGCCCAUUGUUUGGAGAUGCCUCACUGAAAUCGGGUGCUAAAGUCGGAACUCUGCAAUGGACGGAUGGAAUCCUACGAGUGGAACAAUCAGCUGGUUUGCUGGGAGCCGGCAGUAAAAUGGUCCCGUGUGGUCGUUUUGCGGCUGAGCGAGUUGGCACACAACAAACAAGUGGUGUUUUGUAA
Molecule: messenger RNA, 918 nt
Organism: Seminavis robusta
Lineage: Eukaryota; Bacillariophyta; Bacillariophyceae; Naviculales; Naviculaceae
Source: the annotation of a GenBank genome assembly